Messenger RNA from Chara braunii, 955 nucleotides. Lineage: Eukaryota; Viridiplantae; Streptophyta; Charophyceae; Charales; Characeae. The record is from the annotation of a GenBank genome assembly.
GAGCUUCUUCAGAAGAUCCCGCUGUUAAGUAGAUAGAGGAAUUAGUCGCGUCUAUGGCAAUGAUGAAGGAGGUGUUCGACGUGAAGACAACAGCUAAGGAAGAAAAGAAGAAGAAGAAGAUGGCGAAGUUGGAGAGUAAAAAGAAGGAGGAGGAAGAUGCCCAAGCGGCCGAGGAAGCACGUUUAGCCAACCAGAGGCGUGCGGAAAGGAAGGAAGCAAAGUUGCGUAAGGAAGAGGAGGACCGGCAGUUGUUGAGGAAGGAGUUGCUCAUAGAGCUCUCCCUUCGCAUGGGACAGUUGGAUGAGUCUCUUCAGCGUCGCUACGAGCGGAAAGUCAUGGAGCGAGCCAAAGGCAAGCAUAAGGUUAUAGUCUCAUCUUUCGAUGAUGACGACACGGAUUCCUAUGAAAGCGAGGUGGAAUCGCUGAGUCGUAAGACCGAGAAGCUUGUCAUUUCGGAGAAAAGGAAACGAGGAGCCAAGAAGCAGGUUGGCGACAGCCCGCCGAUGGUAAUACCAGCGAAGCGAACAGCCAAACGAAGACUCCAGCUCGGUUGUCGUCAUCAGUCAAUGAAGAAGACACCUCCACGUAAGACACCGGCCACGGGCCGGAGGAAGAUCCCGGCCGCCCCGGGUACAAUCGGGAAACUCAAAUUUGUGACAGACAACUUGAGGGAAUUGGGUGAUAUGACCGUGGAAGAAUUGAAGAAGAUCUGCCAGACAGAAGACGUGGAGUACGAAGGUAAGAAAAUGCAGGUGAUUCUGGCUAUUGCCGAGAAACGCACGCAUAUCGCUUAUGGUGAUGAGGAGGCGAAGGGUCAGGGGGAGGAAAGGGGGGAGAAUCAAGUGGACCAUGGCGGAGAUGAAGACGUGGUGGAGGAUAGCUAUGCAUGAACGGAUAGUAAGUUGUGGGCUCUCUGCAAUUGUCUGAUUGCUUCACAUCGGGAGAACAUUUACGG